AUGGGUUCCAAAGAUCAGGAGUCUAAAUCUGAAAUCCUAGUGGAUACAUACUCAGGCCUGUUAGGUGAUCAAUCCAUUAUCUUGGCCAUGAACUCGAGUUGUGUUGAUCCUUUGAUACAAUUUGAGGCACAGUUGAAGAUAUUAGAGUUAUCUUUCCAAAAGAUAUUUUCCUUGCCAAAUAUUAAUGUAUUGAAAUCAAUGGGGAAGAAUUCUGAUGACACUGAUGAACUGGAGAAUUUAUUUGAAAAUAUUUUCAACAUAUAUGAAGAUACUCUUCUUAUUUUAGUGUCUAAAGAUUUCUACAAGUUACAGAUCUUAAAGGAAAUAACCACGUGGAUGAAUCAGAAUAAUCAGUACCUGCAAGAACGAGCAAUGAUGAUCAUCACCAGAGUGCUAAUGUUUGCAUCCAAGAGAGCCAAGAAAUACCCAAGUAUCAAUGCUCCAUGUUUAGGUGUCCUGGCAGCAGAGCUCUUACUCUUGUGUGCCCACGAAGAUCCCUUAAUCAUACAACAAGCAUCCUCAGGCAUAAAUUAUGUCCUCUACAUUGCAAUGUGUCAGAACUCUAAUGCUAAAAAACAGAAACCCAGCAGGCCAAGUGACGGAGAAACCAAUAACCCCAGGGUGAUAAGUUCUGACUUUGAAUUACUAUCCAAGGCCACACAAGGAGGCAAAAACAAAAUUGCCCAGAGCAUAGGACAAAUAUUACCACCCCACUUGCUGACUGACUUCGUGUGGACCCUCCUGAAGAAACUUUCCUCACCUGAUGUGGAAAUAGCAUUUGAGGCUGCAUCCUUACUGAAGCUGACUUUGGAGUAUCAUGCUCAGAAGAUCACCAUGGUGUCUAAAAUUGUGGAUGACAUUUAUGAGCAGCUCUCUCUGGAUUCUUCCCAUGCCAUGAAGGCUGACUUGUUGCAGGUCAUUAGCCUGCUGACAAGAGCCUCUCCUAAGAAGGUUAUCUUUCAGCUCAUGGAGUUCGCAGUCCCUGCAGACGAUGCUCUGCUACAGAUGUGGCAAGCAGUGAGUACGGAGUCAAGUGUCGCAUCUCCAGUUCUGAAGACAAUAUUGUCAAUACUGAAAGGGAAACCAGGGGAGAUAGAGGAAACCCUGAUAGAAAGAAGACGCUUCUCCCUCGAUGCUUCCAACAUGAUGCCUGUGGCGGCAUCACAGGCCUUGUGCACAUUUCUGCCUGUGCAUUCUUACAGGAAAGUGGUGGCCAAGCUUUUCCCCGAGCUCCUGAUGGCCCUCAUGCUUCAACUCUUCUACUGUAGUCAGCUUCUAAAAGACACCUCACAGGACAGACCUCUCUACGUAAGAGAUGGCCUAAAGGUUCUUCUGAAUUGCUCUGGACUCAAAGAAGUAGAUGAAGCUCUAGAGAAAAAGAAUUUCUGGGACCAGUUUUCUCAAGUCAUGGAUCACCAGUACGGGAUCCACCUCAUUGCAAAAACUCUAAGUGAAUGUAACUUUCCACAGUUUCCAGAGACCCUACAUUAUGUCUACAAGAUUGCAGUCAAAGGUCCUAGGAGAUCAGAAGAUAGCAUCGUCACAAUAAUAUUCUUUGCAGAACUUCUGAACAACUUCUUCAAGGAAUCAUUACCUAAGGAAUUUUUGGUUCUCUUCAGAAACUGGAUUAAUGAUUCCAAUCCUUCAGUUGGCAAAAUGAGCCUUCAGAAAAUUGCGAGCAUGGCACCAGUUUUCAGUGAAAUAGAAAGUGUCUGCCACCUGUUACUCCCAGUCUUAGAUGCUUUUCUUUCCAAAGAUCACACUGUUAUCAUCCGGGCCAUGCUCACCCUCCGAAACAUUUUGAGAAAACUGGACAAGGCAAUCUACUCCACAGUGUGUAGCAGGAUUGCUUCUAGCUACUGUCCUCUUAUGGAUCAUGUUAAUAGUGGCAUUCAGUGCAUGGCCAUUCGGCACUUUGGUGAAUUACUUAUGGAUAUGAGUGAAUACAAACGCAUGCUAAACCAUAUAAUCCUAGGGAGUCUUGUGCCCCUUAUCCUGUUUUUGGAGUCUACAGAAACAAGAAUAAUGAAUGCUUGCAGAUAUACAUUAACUAUGUGCUUCUCACAACUAAAGUGGUCAACAUUGUAUCUACUCCAGGAGGAUAAUUACAAUUUUGAGUCAAUGGUUCUUAGUAUCUGCAACAAUCUUCUUUCUUCUUAUGAGAGUUACAUUAUAGACUUAAUAUCUGAUACCUUAGGGUUCCUGGGAAGCUCUCGAGCCUUUCUGAAGAAAGGAUCCAUUAUAUUAGUAGGGUACUUGGGGAAAUCUGGAGCACAUUUACUGCUCAGAGAAGAAAUUGACGUCAUGAUUGAGGUUGUUGAACGAGUGACUCGGGAGGAAGAUCCUGUGAUCAAGAUGUUGGCAGAAAAAACCCAUAAACUUUUUAAAGAGAUAGCCUAUAGAAUAGCCUCCUCAACAAUUAAGCAAACUCUUCGAAGAUGGGUUAAGAUGUUCCAUACCAAAAAAUUGAAGCCCAUUUAUGACUUGGCCAAUGUUGUAGCCCUUAUGGAGAAUACUGCAGAAGAAUCUGCAGAAGUGAAGUUAAAUAAAAGUACUCUGGAGGAGCUUACUAAUGAGAUAUCCAACAAGUGA
Molecule: messenger RNA, 2592 nt
Organism: Phodopus roborovskii (desert hamster)
Lineage: Eukaryota; Metazoa; Chordata; Mammalia; Rodentia; Cricetidae
Gene: Mroh9
Product: maestro heat like repeat family member 9
Exons: 20
Coding region: 1-2592 (863 amino acids)
Cellular component (GO): cytoplasm
Molecular function (GO): protein binding
Source: RefSeq, a predicted model, not a curated record